UCCAUCACUGAGACAUGUGUUGUGUUUAGUGUUAAAUGAUAACGUUAAAGACUAUAGCGAAUAGUUUUAUAAACAUAUACAUUGCACCAAGCUUAUUUUGUUAGUCUGAUGUUUUAGUUUAGUUACAAGUAUUUCUUGGAAAAUAAAAUGUUAGAGAUUAAACCUAUCUAUGAUGGGAAGUACCUGGAUAGAUCUCCAAACAUACAGUCGUCAGGAAAGCUAAUACCAGUAGGUGAAAGAGUUGAAACAUGUCUGAAGGAAAUCUCUCCAAGGCCUGUUACUCCACCAGUGGUGAGAAAGUUUCUGAAUACAACCCGUCCGGAUGCAGGAGCUAUGAGGGUGUUUUAUGGAAAAGCUAAUGAUCCAGAUGCAGCACAGUAUCUGGUGCAUGGAGUGAGCACUAGGCCCUCUCUCAGUGCAGGAUCACUGAUUAAUCCACCUCUCAGAACGCUCUUUCAGCAAAGAUUGCUGGAACGACGGGAAGGUAUUUAUGCAGACCGCCAACAAGCUCCACUUGGAAGGUCAUAUAAUCAAGCGCCUGGGCUACCAAGUGGAUUAGACUUAUACAAGACCACGUUUGGUAAAAAGACACACAGAGUGUUUGCUGGACAUAUCAUAAACCCACCCAAGAGCAGAGAACAAGUGGAAAAAGAGGCUCAAGAUGGACGUCAGCUGUAUGUCAGAACGCACAAUCACUUUGAUGUUGGUGAACAAAUUAAUAGGAAAUAUAACUGGUCAAAAUACACCAAAGACAGCAAAUUUGGAAUAGCAACUCCUAAUUAUAACGAUGGAAGAAAUGUUGCGAGGUCACUUCGCUGGUUAGAUCAGCUGCAAUUGCAGAAAGCUGCAACAUUAGUGUCUAAGCGUUAUGAAGACUUCAGGGCGAGGACUCAACCUCAGGUUGGGAAGGUUUGUGAUCCGAUUGCUGACACAAUGAACGUGCCUCCAAACCACACAUUUGGUAUAAUGCUCAGUCCUGAUGAAUUUGGGGCUGCAGACCUUAUGCAUUACACUGCUCCAGUCGAUUUCCUCCGUGGUAAAGACAGGGAACGUGCAGUUCUGAGUGCCGUCAGGGAACACUUGAAAAAAGCAAACUUUCACAACUUCAGCUCACUACUUGAAACUUUUAGACACUACGAUAAGAAAAGCAAUGGCUCUAUAGGUACAAGGGAGCUCCUAAGUGUCUGCAGGCAGUUUAACUUGGACCUGAAUCCCCAGCUCCUGGAUGCUUUGCUUGAGUACUGUGAUGUGGACGGCAAUGGGCAAAUCGACUUUAUGGAAUUUGCUAACUUCCUAAAUUGGAAAGAUAAAAUGCCAAUUAAAGAGCUGGAAGAAGACGUCCUUACAAAGGGAAACAAGCGAGGACCUUCGGCGGGAGAAGGCGGGAGUGGUGAAAGCCUGGUAAAGAAAGAAGAUCUUUUGCCAAAGGAGGUUGGCAGCUCAGAAAAGACACCCAGAACUCUAACAAGACCACAAACUGUUCCAGACCGCUUUUACACCUCCUCUUCUGUGAUCAGUGCUGUUGUAGGAGGUCCUUCAGCAGCCAAUUAUCGGACCUAUGGAGUUCCUACUGUUCGUACUGACCUGGCAGCUCCGUGCAUUAAGCGUAUCAGUGACAUGAAAAACUAUGGGGAUGAGUCCAGCUCCGGUGGGUUGAUCAAUCCGUCUCUCUACAGCUUGAAAGGAGUUCAUGAAAAGCACUUUUUCAUGUCAAGACCAAAGGAAGAGAUUGCUAGCAUAUUUCGGAAUAUUGGAGUGGAAAUAUCUGAAGAGACCUUUAAUGAUGUGUGGAAAUUAGCAUCUAUGAGACAUCCAAGAGGACAAGUUUGUGUGGAAACCUUCAGAAAUGUUCUUGACGAAAUCCAAGCCAAGAAGAUGGGUUAUUAUUAAACAGUUGUUUCACUGGCAGCCUUGCUACUCAUUUCUCUUUGAACAGAAAGAACAAAAGUUAAUAUUUUUGUAAUUUUUUUAAAAUUAGGAUCAAAAGUGUAAGAAUGGUUUACUGUCCGAAUCAUGUCUGCUGCCCCUUUAAGGCUCAGUCACUCACCUCAUCACGUGAUGGGUUCUGACUCCUGACAUCAUCUGCUUUCCACACAGCAUUUACCUUCAUUCAGCUUAAAUAUGUAUACUUAUUAAA
Molecule: messenger RNA, 2137 nt
Organism: Polyodon spathula (Mississippi paddlefish)
Lineage: Eukaryota; Metazoa; Chordata; Actinopteri; Acipenseriformes; Polyodontidae
Gene: efhb
Product: EF-hand domain family, member B
Exons: 13
Coding region: 148-1890 (580 amino acids)
Molecular function (GO): calcium ion binding
Source: RefSeq, a predicted model, not a curated record